UAUAAUAUUUGAUCUGUGAUUCUAGUAUUUCAAGUAUAAUACUUGAUUUUCUUAACCUAUGGUGUUACAAUUCCGAGCAUAAUACUUGAUAGAUCGUUAAUGUGUGUGGUGCUAUUGGUAAAAGUAAUUUAUACUAGUAAAAUUGAAACUAGUAGUCACAUAGUUGGACUUAGAGCAGACUCGGCUUGGGUUCUAAAUUGUUUGUCUAAGCCCGACAUGAAGUCGGCCAGACUUGCAUAUCUUUGCGUGGGCGUUCAUGAAGGCUCAACCAAUCGGACUGAAAACCCCACUAGCCCAACACGCGUAUCUUUGUUCUCUCGGGGUUGACCCGUUCACAGUCUCAGCAAGCUCUGCCCUGGAACUCUCAUACGCUGAUGAAAGCUCCCAUCCCUGCAAGCCCCCCGAGACCCAUGCUUCAAAUCUAGAAAAAAACCUCCCAUUUAAUCCCGAAAAUGAGGCUAACCCGCUCUCCUCGGCCUCUCACAACCCCUCACUUUUUCCCGAAACAGAUAUUUUCUUCUACAUCCAAAUUCUCCACUCAAGAUAAUGACGACAAAAAAAAAGACACCCAGAUCAUUUCCAACCUCAAACUCAUUGUACGAGGAAGACAAAGCUGGAAGAUCGCAUUAAACGACACGGUUUUCCUAAAGCCUCAGCACGUCGAGGAAGUGUUGAUCCAAACCUUGGACGACCCGAGGUUAGCUUUAAGGUUCUUUAACUUCCUUGGACUCCACAGAAACUUCCACCAUUCAACGGCGUCGUUUUGCGUAUUGAUUCACGCUUUAGUUAACGUCAAUCUCUUCUGGCCCGCCUCCUCGCUUUUACAAACGCUUUUGCUUCGUGGGUUGAGCCCAAUUGAGGUUUUUGAAGCUCUUUCGAAGGCUUAUGAGAAAUGUAAGUUUCAUUCGAGUUCGGGUUUUGAUUUGUUGAUUCAAAAUUAUGUGCAAAAUAAGAGAGCUUUUGAUGGUUUAAUGAUAUUUAGGUUAAUGAGGAAGUUUGAUUGUUAUUUAUUUCCUGAAAUUAGGACUUUAAGUGCUCUUUUAAACGAUUUAGCAAAAAUAAGGCAAUUUGGUGUUGUUUUGGAAGUGUUUGAUGAGAUUCUUAAAGCCGGAAUUAGGCCUGAUAUUUUUAUAAACACAGUGGUGAUUCGUAGUUUGUGUGAAUUGAAGGAUUUUGUUAGAGCUAAGGAAAUGGUUUGUCAAAUGGAGUCGAAUGGGAGUGAGUUGAAUGUGGUUGUUUACAAUGUGUUUAUUCAUGGGCUUUGUAAGAGUCAGAGGGCGUGGGAGGCGGUUGAGAUUAAGAAUGGUUUGGUUCAAAGGGGGUUGAGAGCAGAUGUUGUCACGUAUCGUACAUUAGUUCUUGGCUUAUGCAGAGUGGAAGCAUUUGAUGUUGCUUUGGAGUUGAUGAAGGAAAUGAUGGAGUUGGGUUUUCUUCCCAGUGAAGCUGUAGUUUCAAGUCUAGUUGAUGGGUUGAGGAGGAAGGGGAAGAUUGAGAAUGCCUUUGGUUUAAUAAAGAAAGUGGGGGAACUUGGGGUAGCACCUAAUUUGUUUGUUUACAAUGCAUUGAUUAAUUCAUUGUGCAGAGAUGGGAAAUUUGAUGAAGCAGAGUUGCUUUUCAAUGAAAUGGAAAGCAAGGGUUUAAAUCCAAAUGAUGUUACUUAUUCUAUUUUGAUUGAUUCAUUUUGUAGAAGAGGGAAAAUGGAUAUUGCACUUAGUUUUCUCGGUAAAAUGAUGGUGGCAGGCAUAAAAGUAACAGUCUAUCCCUACAAUUCUUUGAUCAGUGGGCAUUGCAAGGUAGGAAAUUUGAGUUUAGCAGAGUCUUUUCUCAGUGAGAUGAUUAACAAAGGAUUGCAGCCAACAGUGAUAACUUAUACAUCAUUAUUAAGUGGAUAUUGUAAUGAAGGGAAAUUGCAUAAGGCAUUUAGGCUCUAUCAUGAGAUGACAGGGAAGGGAAUUGCACCGAACACUUACACAUAUACCGCCCUUAUAUCUGGCCUUUGUCGAGCAAAUAUGAUGGCUGAGGCAAUUAGAUUGUUUGGUCAAAUGGUAGAGAGAAACAUUGUGCCAAAUGAAGUGACAUAUAAUGUUCUGAUUGAGGGGCGUUGCAGGGAUGGUAACAUGGUAAAGGCCUUUGAAUUGCUUGACGAAAUGGUAGAGAGAGGUCUUGUGCCUGACACAUAUACUUAUAGGCCUUUAAUAAGUGGUCUUUGUGCUACUGGUAGAGUGUCGGAAGCCAAAGAGUUCAUGGAUGGCCUUCACAGAGAUCAUCAUAAGUUGAAUGAGAUGUGCUAUAGUGCACUCUUACAUGGUUAUUGCAAGGAAGGAAAAUUAGAGGAUGCGUUGAGUGCAUGUCGUGACAUGGUUGCACGAGGCAUUGACAUGGAUCUUGUGUGUUAUGGUGUACUUAUUGAUGGAACUCUAAGACAGCAUGACACACAAAAGUUAUUUGGUCUUUUAAAGGAGAUGGAUGAUCAAGGAUUGAGCCCUGACAAUGUGAUAUAUACGAGCAUGAUUGAUGUGCAUGGUAAAGCAGGAAAUCUUAGGGAGGCUUUUGGGCUUUGGGAUAUUAUGGUUGGUGAAGGAUGCAUUCCAAAUGUUGUGACAUAUACUGCUCUGAUAAAUGGCUUAUGUAAGGCAGGGUUCUUGGAUAAAGCUGAGCUUCUUUGUAAAGAAAUGCUGGUCAGUAAUUUGCUUCCAAAUCAGACAACCUAUGGUUGUUUCGUUGAUCGUCUCACUAAGGAAGGAAAUAUGGUGAAAGCUGUAGAGCUUCACAAUGCAAUUGUUAAAGGGGUUUUAGCUAACACAGUCACAUACAAUAUACUUAUCCGUGGCUUUUGUAAAUUGGGUAGACUUCAGGAGGCCAUGGAGCUUUUAGUUGGAAUGACUGACAAUGGUAUUUUCCCAGACUGUAUUACUUAUUCAACUAUAAUUUAUGAGCACUGUAGAAGGGGUAGUUUACAGGAAGCUAUUCAGCUGUGGGGCUCUAUGCUAAAUAAGGGUAUAAAGCCUGAUACACUGGCAUAUAAUUUUUUGAUACACGGUUGUUGUGUUGCUGGAGAACUGAAAAAGGCUUUUGCAUUGCGUGAUGACAUGUUGAGAAGAGGUGUUAAGCCAAAUCAGAUUACAUAUGAUACUCUUGUUCAUGGAACUCGUUUGAAGAAUUCUUGUAUGAACAAUGAUGGAUAGUAAGCAUGUUUGAAAAACGUUUUUUUGUGAUACAAAUUUUUUGACAGGAAACUGAACAGAGUUCCAAAGACCUGUUGUUAAGGGGCUGGCCUUAAGAGAUGAUAUCAUUAAAAUUCUCGACCAAAAUGAAUGAUGGUUUAAGCUUAAUCGACUUCCUCAGGAAAUGACAGGUUCAUCCACUCCACUGCCAAAAAGAAGACAGUAUUCUUUGGAUAGUCUUCCUGUAUAUUACCAUAAAGUUGUAAAGUAAGAGGAUGUAGCAUACGCCUGUAAGGAUGGCGAAAAAGUUUACUGAAGCCUUACCAUUCAUUAGAUCAAAUGUAAGUUGUAAUAAGCUCAACAAGGGCCUCCCUUGCUUAUUGGUUGAUAACUUCCACUGGCAAUAGUUUGAUUCAACAGGGCCACUUUGUGGGAAAGUGAAUCUGCAACUCUAUGCUUUCUA
Theobroma cacao (cacao) is the source of this 3627-nucleotide messenger RNA. Its product is annotated as Pentatricopeptide repeat (PPR) superfamily protein. NCBI's taxonomy places the organism in Eukaryota, Viridiplantae, Streptophyta, Magnoliopsida, Malvales, Malvaceae. Gene Ontology annotation, molecular function: protein binding. The record is from RefSeq and is a predicted model, not a curated record.